UACCAGUAUAAUUCGUUUCUGAGAAGCAACGAGACUUGACCAUGCCUGAGCCAGCAAAGCCUGCGCCCAAGAAGGGCUCCAAGAAAGCCGUUUCCAAGACCGCCGUAAAGGGCGGCAAGAAGCGCAGAAAGUCCAGGAAGGAGAGCUACGCCAUCUACGUGUACAAGGUACUGAAGCAGGUUCACCCUGACACCGGCAUCUCAUCCAAGGCCAUGGGAAUCAUGAAUUCCUUCGUCAACGAUAUUUUCGAGCGAAUUGCCGGAGAGUCAUCUCGCCUGGCUCACUACAACAAGCGAUCAACCAUCACCUCCAGGGAGAUCCAGACCGCCGUCCGCCUGCUGCUCCCCGGUGAGCUGGCCAAGCACGCCGUGUCCGAGGGAACUAAGGCUGUGACCAAGUACACCAGCUCCAAGUAAACGGGCUCUCCUUCAAAUUCACCCCAAAGGCUCUUUUAAGAGCCACCCACUGGUCUAUAAGCGAGAAAUCCAUCACAUGUAUUUAAUUUUCUGCUUGUAAUAGAUAUGAACCAAUUUAACCUUUGUGGACAGGUUAUUCUACUCUUCUUCACAGCCAAAAGCGUAUACUGGUAUUUCCCGACGCCACCUUUUUUGAACGCCAUUCGCUUUGAUUAUUUUUUCCUAAUAUGAUUCAAGAUUACGGACCACUGUUGAAUAGGCACCGAUUGCUGAGUUGACAUGGGAUACUUGUUUUGUCAUUGUAAUGAUUCGAUAUGUGCCUGUUUAAUAUUUACCUAACGUUUUUGCCCAAAGCUACCUAAUGUACGAAUGUAGCAUACGAACGUAGGCUGCUGCAGAACACCUCGGAUCAUAACAGAAUUUCCGUGGUCAGUCAAGGAAUGGGCGGAUUGACCAGCUACAUCGCAAGUAUCCACAUCAGCUACCAGGCGCGGUGAACAAACCAAAUACUGUACGACAGUGUAAACAAAGUCUCAAUAGCUUAAGCACAGCGCAACAAUCUCAAUAACAAUAAUGUAGGCUAUGAUGAACAUACUAUACCACAGUGCAAUAGUAACUUCCCGAUUCCUCAACAACAAUCUUAAUGUCAUACUGUAACGGAGUGAGAAGCGCGAAACUCACUCCUCGGGUAUGUAAAAGGACACCCGCGUCAAAGAGGCAGCGUUGCCAACUUAGCGACUUUUCAGACCCCUUUGGCGACUUUUUUUCAAAAAAGCGACAAGCGACAAAUCUAGCUUCUUUUCUGGAGUUAUUGGCGACUUUGAGGUGAAAACACGUAUCGCUAUGACUCUUCACAACGAGCAGCGGGUGCCUGCGCGGCCCCUCCCUUCCCCGUUUCCAAGCACUUACAGGCGGCUUCAUUCCUCGCGCAGAAGUCCCUCCCAGCUGUCUCCUGUUAGCAGGUUAGCAGGAGCUAACAGGAGACGUUCACGGC
Hypomesus transpacificus is the source of this 1410-nucleotide messenger RNA. RefSeq names its product histone H2B-like. Lineage: Eukaryota; Metazoa; Chordata; Actinopteri; Osmeriformes; Osmeridae. Gene Ontology annotation, molecular function: protein heterodimerization activity; DNA binding; structural constituent of chromatin. Gene Ontology annotation, cellular component: nucleosome. The transcript has a single exon. The coding region runs from base 42 to 416 and encodes 124 amino acids. The record is from RefSeq and is a predicted model, not a curated record.